Ilyonectria robusta is the source of this 1581-nucleotide messenger RNA. Its product is annotated as putative xylosidase/arabinosidase. Gene Ontology annotation, biological process: carbohydrate metabolic process. Bases 1 to 1581 code for a protein of 526 amino acids. Lineage: Eukaryota; Fungi; Ascomycota; Sordariomycetes; Hypocreales; Nectriaceae. The transcript has 3 exons. Gene Ontology annotation, molecular function: hydrolase activity, hydrolyzing O-glycosyl compounds. The record is from RefSeq and is a predicted model, not a curated record.
AUGAAUUAUCACAACCCUAUCAUCCCAGGGUUUGCCCCCGACCCUUCCGUCAUUUUCGUUGAAUCUGAAGGAACAUUCUUCCUUGUCAACUCCUCGUUUCACUUCUACCCUGGCCUGCCUAUUUAUGCUUCCAAAGACUUACAAGAUUGGGCACAUAUUGGGAACGCGAUAAAUCGUGUGGGGCAGAUCCCACUCGGCGACGCAAGGACAGGCAUCUUUAAUAUGGGAUGCGAUCAGCCAUUGGUACCAGCUGGCGGACUCUUUGCACCGACUAUUCGUUGGAAUCAGGGAACGUUCUACGUCGUAUGCACGAACUUCUCAACCGACGACAUUGGUAACGCGAAGUGUGCCAACUUUUAUGUCACAACUACCGAUAUCUGGUCACAACAGUGGUCAGAUCCAGUAUACUUUGAUUUCGAGGGCAUUGAUCCAAGCAUUUUCUUCGAUGAUGAUGGGCGGGUUUACAUUCAAGGCUCUUGGCGUGAUGGUCCCUUGAUCGAGCUGAAUUGUACUAUCCGCCAGUUCGAGAUCGACAUCAAGACUGGAAAGCGAGUCUCCGAGAUCAAGCAGAUAUGGGAAGGCUAUGCCGGGAAGAAAGACCCUGAAGGUCCCCAUAUUUAUAAGAAAGAUGGAUAUUACUACCUGGUGGCAGCUGAGGGCGGAACGUUUGAAGGUCAUAUGAUAUCAAUUGCUCGAUCGCGUAAUAUCUGGGGUCCUUACGAAACGGCGGAGUGUAACCCGAUCUUGACAGCAAACGGGAAAGCCGAGGACAUUCGGAACACAGGACACGGGGAGCUUUUCCAAGACGGCAAUAGCAGAUGGUGGUGUGUUUGUCUAGGUGUGCGCUAUAACGAUGGCAGGUUCUCUAUGGGCAGGGAGACAUUCCUUACACCCGUCGAAUGGUCAGUUGGCGGCUGGCCUAAGAUCGAUCACCCCCAGUUGGAAUUCUCUCGAGACGUUGGAGAUGUGACCAUCACUGGCCCCCUUGACUCGUUCAAGCCAAGUGCUGCUACGCCAUUCAUUCACAUACGAGACCCUGCUCUUGAGGACUUCAGGAUAGCCAAGGACACCAUCAGCCUGAUUCCCCGUCCGACCGAUCUUUCCUCUUUGUCUGGGUCUCCAUCCUUCAUAGGCCAACGGCAGCGUCACUUCACAGACACCGCGACGGUGGCGCUGGACCUACCUUCUGACGGGGAUAAUUUGAAAGCUGGUUUGACUAUUUUCAAGGAUGAACAUCGCCAUGCAGAUAUCUAUUACGACUCGGCUUUAGAAGCGAUUGUCCUCCGUCUCGCGAGUCCGCAAGAGUUCCAGCAUAAAGUCGAUUUAAUCUCCAAGGUCUCCAUCACCAAGGGAUCGACGGGCAAGCUUGGCUUGCGGAUACAAUCUAGCAAGCAGGAUUAUUCCUUCUCUUUCUCAAGUGAUGGAGAAGAGGGGUGGAGGACGAUUGGUUCUGUUCCUUUAGAGGCAUUUGCCCAGAAAGAUUUUACGGGUACUUUAUUUGGAGUGUUUGCGGUGGGUGACUCUACUCCAGAAGAUGAAGAAAGUUUAGUUACUUUCCGUAGCUUCCAGAUCAAAUACUAA